Lodderomyces jiufengensis is the source of this 2928-nucleotide messenger RNA. Its product is annotated as histidine phosphatase family protein. Lineage: Eukaryota; Fungi; Ascomycota; Pichiomycetes; Serinales; Debaryomycetaceae. The transcript is spliced from 4 exons. Gene Ontology annotation, molecular function: acid phosphatase activity. Bases 1 to 2928 code for a protein of 975 amino acids. Gene Ontology annotation, cellular component: fungal-type cell wall. The record is from RefSeq and is a predicted model, not a curated record.
AUGGUUUCAGUCUCAAAUUUACUUAAUAGUGGUCUUUUGUUAAUAAGUCAAAACAUUUAUCAAGAUGUUGCAACUCCACAAGAGUUAAAAACUGAUGGCUACAAUAUUUUGAAUUUCCUUGGUGGUUCUGCUCCUUAUAUUAGUAGAGAGUCUUAUGGUAUUGAUCCUGCUAUUCCAGAUGGUUGUACAGUUCAACAAGUACAAUUAUUUUCAAGACAUGGUGAAAGAUAUCCAUCAAAAAGCGAUGGUAAAAGUUUUGAAGCUAUAAACGAUAAAUUCAAACAACACAAUGGGACUUUUAAAGGAGAUUUAUAUUUUUUAAACGACUACACCUAUUUUGUUAAAGACAAGCAGUACUAUGAAAAAGAAACAUCACCAAAAAAUUCUGAAGGUACUUUUGCUGGUACCACUGAUGCUUUAAGACAUGGUGCUUUUUUUAGAUCAAAAUAUGGAUCAUUAUAUAAUGUCAACUCAACUUUACCAGUUUUUUCAUCAAAUUCAGGAAGAGUUACUGAAACUGCAAGAUAUUUUGCAAGAGGAUUUUUAGGGGAUGAUUUUAAUGAAGGUAAAUCUGUUAAAUUCAAUAUUAUUGAUGAAGCCGACAUAAUGGGUGUAAACACAUUAACUCCUAAACAUGCUUGUCCAAAAUAUAACUCCUCAGCAAAUGAUGCGUUAGUUAAAAAAUAUAAUACAUCAUAUUUACAAGUCAUUGCUGAUAGAUUAAAUAAACCGAAUCCAGGUCUUAAUUUAACAUCUAAAGACGUUUCGUCAUUAUUUUCAUGGUGUGCUUAUGAAAUUAAUGUUAGAGGGAAAUCUCAAGUUUGCGAUCUAUUCACCAAUGAAGAAUUUAUUAAAAACUCAUAUGCUCAAGAUUUGUCAAAAUUUUACUCAAAUUCAAUGGGCAAUGAACUUACAAGAGUUAUGGGUGCUCCAUUAUUAAAUGCCUCAUUGGCUUUAUUAAAAGAUAACUCAGAGUAUAAUAAAAUAUGGUUAUCAUUUUCACAUGAUACAGAUUUGGAAAUUUAUCAUAGUGCCUUAGGUAUACUUUUACCACCAGAAAAUUUAACUACUGAUUAUAUUCCAUUCCCAAAUCCAUAUGUACACUCAUCAAUUGUACCACAAGGUGCUAGAAUUUAUACUGAAAAAUAUCAAUGUGGUUCUGACUCAUAUGUUAGAUAUAUUAUAAAUGAUGCUGUUGUUCCGAUUCCAAAAUGUGCUACUGGUCCUGGAUUUUCAUGUAAAUUAUCUGAUUUUGAAACGUACAUCAAUAGUAGAAUUGGUGAUAUAAAAUUUGCAGAACAAUGUGGACUUAACUCCUCAGUUCCUCAACAUCUCACAUUUUAUUAUGAUUAUAAUACCACUACAUACAAUAUUACAAUAAUUGGUUCAACGUUGUUAAAUGCUUCCUCAAAUCUGUUAAAUGACGAGUCCAGAAAUAACAAAAUUUGGUUAUCAUUUACUAAUGAUACUGAUUUAGAGAUUUAUCAUAUUGCUUUGAGUUUUCUAGAGCCUGCAAAUGACUUACCAACUGACCAUGUUGCUUUUCCAAGACUGUAUCUUCAAUUGUACCACAAGGGAAUCGGUCAAAACAUUUAUCAAGAUGUUGCAACUCCUCAAGAAUUAAAAACUGAUGGUUACAAUAUUUUGAAUUUCCUUGGUGGUUCUGCUCCUUAUAUUAGUAGAGAAUCUUAUGGUAUUGAUCCUGCUAUUCCAGAUGGUUGUAUAGUCCAACAAGUACAGUUAUUUUCAAGACAUGGUGAAAGAUAUCCAUCAAAAGGUAACGGUGUGCAAUAUGAAGGUAUUUAUAGUAAAUUCAAACAAUAUAAUGGUACUUUUAAUGGAGAUUUGCAUUUUUUAAACGAUUAUACUUAUUUUGUUCAAGAUAAACAAUAUUAUGAAAAAGAAACAUCACCAAAAAAUUCUGAAGGUACUUUUGCUGGUACCACUGAUGCUUUAAGACAUGGUGCUUUUUUUAGAUCAAAAUAUGGAACAUUAUAUAAUGUCAACUCAACUUUACCAGUUUUCUCAUCAAAUUCAGGUAGAUGUUAUGAAACUUCAAGAUAUUUUGCAAGAGGAUUUUUAGGGGAUGAUUUCAACGAAGGCAAAACCGUUAAAUUCAAUAUUAUCGAUGAAGCAGCAACAAGUGGUGCUAAUAGUUUAACUCCAAGAAACUCAUGUCCUAAAUAUAAUUCAUCAGCCAACAAAGCUACUAUUGCUAAAUACAAUACAUCUUUCUUAACUACUAUUGCUGAUAGAUUAAACAAACCAAAUCCAGGUCUUAAAUUAAAUGGAAGUGAUGUUAAUGGAUUAUUUUCAUGGUGUGCUUUUGAAAUCAAUGUUAGAGGUAGCUCACCAGUUUGCGAUUUAUUUACUAAUGAAGAAUUUAUUAAGUAUUCUUAUUCAGUCGAUUUAAAUAAUUAUUAUUCAAAUGGUGGUGGUAAUAAUUUCACAACUACUAUUGGUGCAACUUUAUUAAACGCUUCAUUAGCUUUAUUAAAAGAUAAUGCUAACCCAAACAAAAUUUGGUUAUCUUUCUCACAUGAUACUGAUUUAGAGAUUUAUCAUGCUGCUUUAGGUUUAUUAGAACCAGCUAAUGACUUACCAACCGAUUAUAUUCCAUUCCCAAAUCCAUAUGUUCAUUCAUCAAUUGUACCACAAGGUGCUAGAAUUUAUACUGAAAAAUAUCAAUGUGGUGUUGAUUCUUACGUUAGAUAUAUUAUAAAUGAUGCUGUUGUUCCAAUUCCAAAAUGUGCUACUGGUCCUGGUUUCUCAUGUAAAUUAUCUGAUUUUGAAGGUUAUAUUAAUGAGAGAAUUGGCAAAACUAAUUUUGAUGAACAAUGUGGUCUCAAUUCUUCAGUUCCUCAACAUGUUACUUUCUAUCAAGAUUAUAAAAAUACCACUUAUAAUGCCACCUUAGGUGAUUUUUAA